AUGCCGUUACAAGACAUCCGUAUACCUAUGCCCAGGAAGCAACAGAAAAAGAAAAUCAGAGCUGUUUCUGAACUCAAGCAGCUGGAACAGGAACUACAAGGAGAAAGAAUCAUACGCAAUCAAGGGCUCAAAGAAAUUGACGAAGCGAUUGAGUAUAAAAGGGCUGCAAUAGAGAAGAGGCACGUGCGGCUUGUUGAAUGGCAACAGUCAGUAGUCAAUGACGCAGCUGCUGCUGCGCUUUCCGCUUCUUCUGGGAAGUGGAGAAGAAUGCUUUGCGUUGAGAAGCUGAUAGCAAAUUCCUUGCAAAAGACAAGUGUUGAGAAUGUGGAAAAGUGGCAGUACAAGGAGGACACCUUUCAAAAAAUUCGGGAGGCAACUGGAAUGGCUGACGUGAUGGAAAUCGUCAACAAAUUUUUGAACCGAGAUGUAGAGAACCAGAAGCUCAAACUUUUGGCGGAAGAAGCAGAAAAGAAACUUGAGGGCUUUUGUUGGGACUGCCAACACUUCACGAAGAUGGGUCGAGUAGCCGUGUGCCAUGCUGAGGACGUUUCAGGCUCUCGAUGCACAGUCACAAUCCUGGAACAAAACAUUUCACGACCAUGCAGCCCGGUGCGUUCACAAUCACCCGUGGUACCUGGAAGCGGAGCUAUUUUCCGGUGCUACGGAGCUCAGGAUCUAUGGGAUUUUAGUGCGGAAUCGUCCCUAGAACAUUACUUUCAGAAUCUCCGAGAAAAAAGCAUACCAAAAUUAAUAGGUUUUCACGACAGUAUUAGGAAUAUCAGGAAUUGUAUCGGAAGAGAUGAUAAUAUGGAGGCACAUGACAGGUGUGCACUGAUCAUUCAACCUCCGGCUAAUGACACGGAGUGUCACCAGGAAGGUAAGCGCUGA
This is a messenger RNA of Eimeria maxima, 888 nucleotides long. RefSeq lists its product as hypothetical. Lineage: Eukaryota; Apicomplexa; Conoidasida; Eucoccidiorida; Eimeriidae. Bases 1 to 888 code for a protein of 295 amino acids. Gene Ontology annotation, biological process: cilium movement; outer dynein arm assembly. The transcript is spliced from 6 exons. The record is from RefSeq and is a predicted model, not a curated record. Gene Ontology annotation, cellular component: cilium.